GGUUGGGGAAGGCAGACUUAAACUCACCUUAUCGUUAUGAUGAGGGUUGUUAAGGACGGCUUGCAUAAUUCAUAUUCUCUUUUCGGAAUUCCUCAAUACAGACCUGUGCAAAGAGGAUCCCUUCCACAUUCACCUGUGCCAAGUUCUCAUCUGUCCACAAUGCAACAGUCAACCUCAAAAGAUGUGACAGAAGAGGCAUCAAUAGAGAAGAUUCCCGCCGCCAGCAAGGAAGCAGUGGACUUCCUCUCACGCAUUGAAGCAAAAGAGAUCAAGCCCUGCCUCUUUGAAGAAUCAUUGGUUGCCAUUUCUGAGAGUGGACAACCUAUAGGACAGUUCUCCAUCUCAGUGGAGUGGUCCUGCUAUUCACUGGAUGGCUGGCAGGAAGAAGACUGCUACCUGGUCCGUGCAAGCAGCAAGGGGACAAUUGACGGUGUACCUUGCACAACGUCCAUUACAGGAUAUGUAACAAAGAGAUUAGAGACUGUAGAACAGCACACAAAGGAGAGUAUGAGGUUUAAGGAGCAUCCAGUGGAAACCAGGACCCAUGUGGUAAAACGCCAAGGCCAGCUUUUUGUGAGAAAAACCAUUGUGGAAAGAGAUGAAGAAAUCCAUGUUGACACAUUUUCAUAUCAAUGCUCGCAACUUGAAGGACUAAUCUCAGAGUCUGCCAACCUCCUGGUGCUGCGGGUGAUGGCCAGGAGACAGGCUGUGCCACAGGAUGCCAUUUUCCUCUCAUUUGACACUGACCAGCACAUCUGUAUUUCCACUUACAAUGCCCUGGGCUUCCAGAAGCAGCAGGUGGGCAAGGAGGAAGUGGAUGUGUUUGUCAUCGAGAGAAGCGUACACCCUGCAGAUGUGGUCCCGCUGACCUGGCAGUUCUACUUCCUGUCAGAUGGGCAUUUAUCCUGUCGUGUCCAGGUUGGAUCCCCGGCCACCAUGGUGAUCCUACAGUUGCCAAUUUUGAUCGAGACAGAUGAACCAGACCCUCGCCCAGUCUUUGAAAAAAUUCCCCUGGAUUGGGAGGAGGAUGUACAGCUGUACUCCAAAUUCUUAGACAGAAAGGAGGAGCUGCAGGCAAGCCACGCCACCUACAUGCGCCGCCAUCCGGAACUCAGUGCCCUGCUGGCAGAUUUCCUACAGUUGCUACUCCUUCGCAAGCCAGAUGAUGUGGUCGCCUUCGCUGCUGAAUUCUUUGCCCCCUUUUCAGUCCAGAACCCUCCAUGCAGGUCAUUUCAGUCCUCUGACAAACCCAGCCCCUUCCGUAGCCGUGUCAAAAUUAUUCCAGAAGAAUUAAAAGAUGCUGGGGAAUGACUCUACGUCUUUUGUUCCUGGAAGCUGCUGGGCAUUCUUUGCUCCACCAGGUGGAAGAUGACUCUUGAGCCACCAAGUGGCAGAUGCACUGUUUUACUGUCUCUCAAAUAAUGGUGGUGCAUUGCUUUGAGAAGAAACUGCUGGGUUUUCCAUGCAGGACACAGCCAGUCUGCUAAUUCUGUGAGAAGGGAAAUGGCAGAAAGGCUUUGGACUGUUUAAAUCAAAAAUGUCCUACCUUUUGAAAAAAUAAGGCAAAUUUUACAACAGAGCUUUAGAAUGGCUAACUUUAGUUUUAGCAAGUGAAGUUCAGCAUGAAAAAACAACACCCACCAAAAUGAAUUGGAAUCAAUUGCUGGACAAUCAAGACAGAGUGAUCAAAUACAAUAGUUUCAUUCAACUUUUGAAAAUAUAGAUUAACACUGACAUCUUAGUACAUACUUUCUUAGAAGAGUACCUGCAGAAGGGUGCCUGCUGACCUUGAUUCAGAUGUAGAGACAACCACGAUGGGAUCUGGAAAGCUGCACUUGGUAGCAUACUGUAGCCAGAAACUUCUCAUCUCCUCCUCUCUCAGGUUAAGGGAAAACAAAGAGGAAAAGGGAGAGGUUUGCCAGCCUGAAGCUGGAAAGACACUGAAAUGACAAACCAUGGUCCCUCAUUGCAUCAGGUUUAUGCUACUUUGUUUUGCUUGUAUAUACAAUUUAGUCCCAUGGAUCAGGUUCUGAGAAAACUUGUUCUGUGCAGAAAGUGACUGUGCUCUUUGUUCAUUGCCUGAGGGCUUUUCAUGGAAGUAAAUAAA
Messenger RNA from Varanus komodoensis (Komodo dragon), 2107 nucleotides. It is a transcript of the gene CATIP, whose product is annotated as ciliogenesis associated TTC17 interacting protein. Gene Ontology annotation, biological process: cilium organization; actin filament polymerization. The coding region runs from base 37 to 1311 and encodes 424 amino acids. The record is from RefSeq and is a predicted model, not a curated record. The transcript is spliced from 9 exons. Lineage: Eukaryota; Metazoa; Chordata; Lepidosauria; Squamata; Varanidae.